Molecule: messenger RNA, 657 nt
Organism: Gilbertella persicaria
Lineage: Eukaryota; Fungi; Mucoromycota; Mucoromycetes; Mucorales; Choanephoraceae
Exons: 2
Coding region: 28-507 (159 amino acids)
Biological process (GO): regulation of DNA-templated transcription
Source: RefSeq, a predicted model, not a curated record
GGCUAUCUAUAUAACCAACCUCCUAUUAUGCCAGCUCAAGAACCCAUGCAACAACAACAACAACAACAGCAUCAGCAACAACAACAACAACAACAACAACGAUCUCGUCAAAUGUCCAAUUCAAGCGCUUCUUCUGCUGAAAAGAUAUACUCUUUUGUGGCUAUUCCUGGUACGAAUCAAAAGAAGAGACCUCGAAGACGAUAUGAUGAAAUUGAGAGAUUAUACCAUUGCAACUGGCCAGGCUGUACAAAAGCAUACGGUACUCUAAAUCAUCUAAAUGCGCAUGUCAGUAUGCAAAAACAUGGUCCUAAAAGACAUCCUGCUGAAUUCAAAGAAAUGAGAAAAGAAUGGCGUAGACAAAAGAAAGAAAAAGAAGCUCAUAAAAAGAGAAGUGAAGAAUUGUUAAAGCAACAACAACAGCCUAUACUGAAUAAUGCUUCGUUUUCCAACAUGCCUUAUACUCCUCUGCCUACAAAUGGUUCAAUGCCAAUGAAUAGUUUUUAUUAGACAAUUUCUUUCUUUUAUUUUGUAUUUAAUCCCUUUUCAUCUUCUUUUCUUAAAAAGAAGACCUGCACAUAUCCGUACAUAACAUUUUGUAAAUGAAAAAAGUGACAAUACCAUUGAAUAAAAUAUUACAUCAUUCAUUUUCACUGUAAA